AUGUGUCAAUGCAAGACGCCGCAAUCCAGUGGAAGGCACUCAAGGCGCUUGCAUCGUGCAGGCAACAUACGCAGCAACCUCAUGAGUGGCACCCGGGCUUGUUGGCGGAGGAAGUGGCAGUCGAUGUCAGUAGCAAAUGUAAACUCGGACGGGCAAGGCCGCGAGGCCAAAAGUGCGACGGCGGAGAAACGACAGCACAGGAAAGCACCUCCGACUCCAGGCCGCUGCCCAGGCCGCUGCCGCUGCCACUCUGUACUGCCCGCAGAUGUGCAGGAUGUGCAGGGGCGGGCCGAAGACGUCGGGUUGGUCCAGGGCACAUAG
Messenger RNA from Symbiodinium natans, 321 nucleotides. NCBI's taxonomy places the organism in Eukaryota, Dinophyceae, Suessiales, Symbiodiniaceae. The record is from the annotation of a GenBank genome assembly.